Messenger RNA from Microtus ochrogaster (prairie vole), 2121 nucleotides. RefSeq names its product vomeronasal type-2 receptor 116-like. The transcript is spliced from 9 exons. The record is from RefSeq and is a predicted model, not a curated record. NCBI's taxonomy places the organism in Eukaryota, Metazoa, Chordata, Mammalia, Rodentia, Cricetidae. Bases 1 to 2121 code for a protein of 706 amino acids.
AUGCUUACUUUGGUUUUGUUCUUCUUGUUCCUGAACAUUUUACCUCAGGAGCCCAGUUUCAUUCAUCCCAGGUGUUUUUGGAGAAUGCAGCAGAAUGAAGAGAAUUAUGGUGACAUAUUGAGAUAUUAUACCUUCUAUAUUUUCCCAAUAAAUAAAAUAGAUGCUGUGGAGUAUUUGGAAGGCCAUUUGCAUAAAGAAAAACAAAAUGAAAACUAUCAGUUUGUAUUGGCCUUAAUUUUUUCUGUGGAUGAAGUCAACAGGAACCCUGAUCUUUUACCAAAUAUGACUUUACUAUUUGAAAUUUUGCCAAGUGGGUGUAAGACUAUGCCACAAUUUCGCACUUGCAUUCAAUAUUAUUACAGUAUACGUAUUAAAGAUACUACUGGUGUGUUUCCUAAUUAUCACUGUAAAAACUGGGCCACAUGUAUAGUUAUGCUUUCAGGACCAAGCUGGGUAGUAUCUUCUAUGGAUGCAACAGCCAUGCAAAGCCUCCAUCCUUAUCAGUUUUUUCAGCUUACCUAUGGACCCUUUCAUCCUUCUCUGAGUGAUGGUGAACAAUUUCCUUUUCUGUAUCAAAUGGCCCCUGAAGACACAUCCCUACCUCUGGCUAUGGUCUCCCUCAUACUUCACUUCAGCUGGAAUUGGGUUGGACUGACCAUCUCAGACAAUGAUCAGGGUAUCCAAAUUCUCUCAUAUUUGAGAACAGAAAUGGAAAAAAAUAUACUCUGUUUUGCCUUUGUUAACAUAAUUCCGCUCAACAUUCAUUUGUUCAUAAGAAGAGCUAAAGUGUAUUACAACCAAAUCUUGAUGUCAUCCUCAAAUGUUAUUAUAAUUUAUGGUGAAACAGAUAGUACUCUAUCUUUAAACUUUAGAAUAUGGACAUCUCAAGGUAUACAGAAAAUAUGGGUCACCACCUCACAGUUAGAAGUCACUACAAGUAUGAGUGACUUCUUGCCUGAAUUGUUCCAUGGGACUCUAGCAUUUGCACACCACCAUGCUGAGAUUUCUGGUUUUAGAAAUUUUAUCCAGACAGUGAACCCUCUCAAAUACUCAGAUAAAUACCUCGCAGGGCUGGAAUGGAUGAAUUUUAACUGUGGAAUCUCUGCUUCUAUGUGUAAGACACUGAGGAACUGCUCAUCCAACAGCUCAUUGGAAUCACAGACAUUCGACAUGGCUUUUAGUGAUGACAGCUAUGACAUAUACAAUGCUGUGUAUAGUAUGGCCCAUGCUCUCCAUGAGAAUCUUCUUCAGCCAAUGGACAAUCAGGAAGAACAUCUGUCUAACUGCAUGAAGCUGUACUCCUUACUUAGGAAGACCCACUUCACUAAUCCAGUUGGGGACAGAGUGAACAUGAACCAGAAAGAAAAACUGCAGCCAGAGUAUGACAUUUUCCAGAUUUGGAAUUUCCCAAAUGGUCUUGGACUGAAGGUGAAGAUAGGAAUGUUUAGCCCAUAUUUCCCACAUGGUCAACAGCUCCAUUUAUAUGAAGACGUUAUAGAGUGGGCCACAGGAAGUAGACAGAUGCCACCCUCUGUGUGCAGUGCUGAUUGUGGUCCUGGAUUCAGAAAGUUCAGGCAGGAGGGAAUGUCAGCCUGCUGUUUUGAUUGUAGUCCCUGCCCAGAAAAUGAAAUUUCUAAUGAAACAAGUGAGUAUUUACUGCACCAUGUACAUAUAAGAAUCAAUGAAGAUCAGAAUAGGACAUCAGAUCCACUGCACUCUGGUAUCCAGGAGGAUAACUGUAUGCUUUUCUUUGGGUUGACCUUCUUAUUUAGCUUGUCUAGGGUUGUGAAGCAUCCAGAGGAGCAGUAUGUCAACAUGGCAGAACAAGUGCAUUCACAAUGCUACAACCUUUAUGAACUAGGAAGAACCGUUGACCUGGAACUCAUGAGAUUGUUUCUCUGCUGUCUCAGUGCUGGUAUUAAAGGAAUGUGCAAACCACAGCCCAGUGCAAGUGGAAUUCUAAAGGUCCUCCAAACUUCUGUGAAGGUUGGGCGAGGGACAAGGCACUCCUCAGAUUCCUGUGCUUGGGAAGUGGAGGCAGGAGAGUCUGCAGCAAAAACAAAAGGCCUCAGAGGAGCCAGUAGAAAGGCCUGGAGUGCCAGCAUGGAGGCUGCUGCCUGA